UACACCUUGGACCGGGUCUACGGCCCCGCCACGACGACUCACGACUUGUACCAGCAAUCGGUGCGGGAUCGGGUACACGCCGCGAUGGACGGGUUUCACGCCGCCGUCCUCGCCUACGGACAAACAUCCACGGGGAAAACACACACCAUGAGUGGAACGAGUGUCCAACCGGGGCUCAUCCCACUCUGUAUACAGGAAUGCUUUGCGUAUCUACAGGCUCAGAACACGCCGCGUGAAUACCUGCUGCGCGUAUCGUACUUGGAAGUGUACAAGGAACAUAUUCGGGAUUUACUGGCCACGUCCGCUACCGCUCCUCCCGUGCGUCUGUUUGAUAGUGUCGACGGACUCAUUAUCAAGGGUCUACGCGAAGAAGUCGUGACGACCCCGUCACAAGUUUUUCAAGUAUUGCAAAAGGGUGAAGCACGACGUCAGGUCGGCGCCACUCAUCUCAAUCAACAUUCCUCCCGAUCCCACGUUAUGGUCCGAUUGUGGAUAGAAAGCCGGGGGAUGCAUGAAAAAAACGGCAGUAGCGGCAACGCCCCGACAACGCCAACCCGUCUGUCGUUGGUGGAUUUGGCCGGUUCCGAAUCGGUCCGACUCACCGGCAGUACGGAACGGCGCCAGGAAGGUCACUACAUCAACAAAUCUCUCAUGACCUUGGGCAAGGUCGUUUACGCUCUUUCCGAGGGCAUUCAUUCGCACGUCCCCUACCGCGAUUCCAAACUGACCCGGCUGUUGCAGCCCUCACUAGCCGGCAACGCACAAGUCGUACUCGUGUGCUGUAUUUCACCACUCGCCUCGCAUUUGGAAGAAUCCCACAACACGUUCAAAUUCGCCAAUCGAGCCAAAAAGAUUCCGCAGAAAGCAACCAUUCAAGAAACACUCGACGAAAAAACCUUGUUGCAAUCGUACCGGGAAGAAAUAGAAGAUCUGAAGCAGCAGUUGAACGAAGCACGACAA
Messenger RNA from Phaeodactylum tricornutum CCAP 1055/1, 960 nucleotides. It is a transcript of the gene Pt-KIF6, whose product is annotated as kinesin family-like protein. Gene Ontology annotation, biological process: microtubule-based movement. The record is from RefSeq and is a predicted model, not a curated record. The annotation marks the transcript as partial. The transcript has 2 exons. Gene Ontology annotation, molecular function: microtubule motor activity; microtubule binding; ATP binding. Lineage: Eukaryota; Bacillariophyta; Bacillariophyceae; Surirellales; Neidiaceae.